AUGGGUCGUCAGGCACCUUAUCAAGGUGGCUUUGGUGUUGGGCAUGGUCAGCAGACAUACACGAGGGGCAUUGAUAUAUGUGCUGAGCAGAUCUCUGGUGGCACAGUGGUGGUAUGGAUGGACACAGAAGGCUUGUUCUCUUCAGAGGACGCCCGAAGUUCAUACGGACCCAAGAUCUUCAGUCUGGCACUUCUUUUCUCGUCUGCAGUGUUGCUUAACAACCUCAAGGUGCUCAACCAGCAAUUCUUUGUUUUCUUUGAGGAGCAGCAACAGGUGGCACGGAUACUGCGAGAAGGUCUACGCUCCGAAGGUCUGCAAAGUGAUAUCCUUCUUGCCGACAAGUUGCCCCUGGUUUGGGUUCUUCAGCAGCCUAUCAACUUCACCACCACGAUGGAGGCCAGCCAGCAGCAGCUUGAUUCGUUCAUCACGAUCCAGGACCAGGCUAGGCAGAGGAUCCGCGAAGAUUUCAAUCAUCUCAUCCACCAGGUCCCUGCGGCAACGCAUGACUCUCGUCAGUGGCCAAAGCUAGACCAAGUCAGGGACGAGGAGCUCCUUCCCGAGUACAUCGAAGCCACGCAAGCGUUGCGAGUCCUCGUGUUGAAGGAGCUACAGACCGCGCGGCCUCUUCAGGCUGCGAGCAUUGCUGCGCAUCUUCGAAUGUACGUGGAUCUAGUGCAGAAUGACCAUUUUAGUGUAUCACUAGCCCGAGAAGCUUUUGAAGAUUCGCAUAUCGCACAACUUUGCGAGAGCUUCGGCGCGCACGCAGAGGCCUUGUCUGGACAGCUUCCCUCAGCAAAGCUGCCUGGGGCUUUGGAUUUGGCAGAGGAGGCGAUCCAGGAGGAGCGCGACAAAGUGAUCAAGGAGUUUCACUUGGACGAGACCUUCUUACGACGGCUGCGGCAGUGCCUCCAGAAGAAGCGCGAGGAUUUGGAGUCGACGAACUCAGACCUGGUUCUCGAGGAAUGGAAGAACGAAGCGUUGAGCAUCGCCGAUUCUGGCAAUUGCUUCUUCUUGGGUACGCUCGCCAAGAAGCUGCCCACGUACCGCGAGAAAUAUGGAAAAGCUUUCAAUGCCAAGACUCGGGCCAAAGCCCAAGAAUAUGGAUCCGACCUGCAGCGGGCACGGCUGACCGGGUGUGUGCACCUCCAUGAUUUCUUGCUACCACUUGCCCCAUGGUUGGCAUGGCCUGUCAUAAGUCUUUACUUGAGGCAAGGACUCAUUUCGGGCAUCUUGGCAAUGAUCCUUCACGGGAUUGUUUUGGCAGGCAUCUACACAAUGCUCCAGUUCAUGAACCAGCUGCCGCCAUACCUGGAUUUGCAAUACCAAGUCCUGAAGCACCAUCCAGGACUUAGAAACUUAGUCAUGAGAGCCCCGCAGACAGUCCCAUGGAGCAUGAUAUCCAAAGUCUUCGGGCUGAUGGGGGCACUGCACAGUGCUUGGCGCCUGCUUACGAACCUGUCGAAGAUUUUGAGGUCGCUCAAUCAUGGCAGCCCAAUAGGGCAGCUCACAAACUUGGAGUUGAAGCUGAAUAUGAUUCUCGAGCGCUCACAGGCUGGCAGCAAUGCGCCAGCAACGGUCUUUAUUAACACAAACUUGGCUAGGCGGCACUGGCUCAUGGUCAGAAGCGGAGGUAUUCCUGAUGCGCAGCAGCCGACCUACAGAUGCUGCUCCCGCCUGCUGAGUCUUGGAAGCACAUGUUGGCAAACCGUAGAUGUACAAGUGCACGUCAAUCGGCUUUUCUCCCAACUCUUCCAGGUUGCACGCGCGUUGGAUGUUGGCCAAGCCGACCACGACGCCGUGCCACUGCUUUGGACAACAAAGCCGCAAGUCAAGGCUCGGUUGGCCCCGCUGAAGAUUCAGCCUGGGCAGCAACUCGAUGGCAAGCGGUGCCAGAUGAUGAGGUUGGGCGGGCACUCGUUUCUUCGGACAGAUAGGCUCGGGGAUGCCACGUCAUCUACAUUAGCUCUGAGUUUCCGGCAGAUCAAGAUCAUCGUGCUUAGUCCUGGUGCCAAGCGGCGGCGGCAGAAGGGCAGACGAGGUGCAGUGCGAAUUGGCGACAUCGCCAUCUCCGUCUCCUCCGUGUUUCGACUGCAGUUAAACAACAUGUCUCGCCAGAACGGGCUCACGUACAUUGAGCACAACUUCACGAUAGCGAAGCCAAGCAACCAGAAUUCGCAGCAGGAGCUCAGGCUCUUUGCUGGAAUCGGACAUGUGCUUGUGCAAGCGCUCGCCACCUCCAUUUUGCCAUGGCCUGGCCUUCUGCAGCAGAUUGAAGUCGCAUGUGCUGGGGUGAACUUGCAGGCGGAUCUUGACAGUGUCAUGCCUGUCGCGCAGGAGACCCACAAUCAGUCCAAAGAUGACGACGUGGGCCGCAGCGUCUAUGGUAAGCCAUGGAGCCUGCUCCGCCAAAGAUACCACCUCCGAAGCGGCGACACAGACCCGGUGAAAAGGAACCACAUGAAUCACAGAAACCACAUGAAGUCGAUGAAGCUGAUGACGCACAUGAAGCACCUGAACCGCAUGAAGUUGAUGAAGCUGAAGAAGCUGAUGACGCGCAUGAAGCACCUGAAGAUCAUGAAGAUCAUGAAGAUCAUGAAGAUCAUGAAGAUCAUGAAGAUCAUGAAGAUCACGAAGAUCAUCAAGGUGAACCCCCUCGAGAGUUGGAGGGUGAGGGUCCUGCGGGUGAUGAGCAGAACUUGGUGGAGAUGCAGGAACGCAAGUGUGCAGCUGGCUGUGGCUGCCACGGUACUCGUGCUUGGUAUCCGAUGCAAGGAGGAGCAGCCGGUCGAGGCCCAGGCGUCCCAAGAGUAUGAAGAGGAUGAAGAGUAUGAAGGGUGUUCGAACGAUCUUCAGCGAAGAAUCCGCUGCGCUGUGGAAGCUGGCCUGGUGGAAGCGCUGGACUCCGACGUGCCCGAGGACUUGGUCUCCAGCUCAGAUCUGCCAUCAGUUAAGGAGCCUGUCAAGAGCCUGAACUCCUCGUCGAGUCGAGUGUCGGGCCCACUAUCUGCGUGCACGUUGGAUACGUUGGACAGCACCCAGGUGAUGGAUAUCGCCUGUGAGGAGGUGGUGGGACUCAUGGUGCAGUCUGCCCAAGACGAGACUCUAUACGGUGGCCAGGCCGCUGCUUGUCUGGAACCUGCAUUCCACGAGAAGUGUGCGCGGAGGACACCCGAGGCACGUCUGAACUCCUCGUCGAGUCGGACGUCUGACCCACUAUCUGCGUGCACGUUUGAUACGUUGGAUAGCUCCCAGGUGAUGGAUAUCGCCUGUGAGGAGGUAGUGGGACUCAUGGUGCAGACUCAAUACGGUGACCAGGUCGCUGCUUGUCUGGAACCUGCAUUCCACGAGAAGUGUGAGCGGAGGACACCCGAGGCACGCCUGAACUCCUCGUCGAGUCGAACGUCUGGCCUACUAUCUGCGUGCACGUUGGAUACGUUGGACAGCUCGCAGGUCCAGACUGUUGCUCGCGAGGAGGUAGCGGGACUCAUGGUACAGCUUGCGCAAGAUGAGACUCAAAACGAUGACCAGGCCGUUGUGAGUCUGGAACCUGCAUUUGACGAGCACUGUGCAAGGACACCCGAGGCACGUCUGGACUCCUCAUCGAGUCGGACAUCUGUGUGCACGUUGGACACGUUGGACAGUUCGCAGGUCCAGGGUGUGGCUCGCGAGAAGGCGUGGCAAGUGGCGGACAGUCUGAGAUGGACCGCGGAAGAUGAGAUGAAACUUGUAUUCGACAAGCACCGUGCAAGGAGGACACCCGAGGCACGUCGAAACUCCUCGCCUAGUCGAGCGUCGGGCCCACUGUCUGCGUGCACGUUGGAUACGUUGGACAGUACCCAGGUGCUGGAUAUCGCCUCUGAGGAGGUAGUGGGAGUCAUGGUGCAGUCUGCACAAGAUGAGACUCGCACAGAUGACGCGUGGCGGCUCCAAGUGGUGCCAGAGGUGUCAGAAGAGGUCAUCAGUUCCAUUAUGUUGCACGUAGAGGACUUCUUGGACUUGGUGGUCGAUGUGGACGUGGUGGACGGGGAUCUGGACGCAGAGGUGCAUCCAGGCCAUGUCUGA
Messenger RNA from Symbiodinium natans, 4062 nucleotides. The record is from the annotation of a GenBank genome assembly. NCBI's taxonomy places the organism in Eukaryota, Dinophyceae, Suessiales, Symbiodiniaceae.